Messenger RNA from Pochonia chlamydosporia 170, 2025 nucleotides. Its product is annotated as galactose oxidase. NCBI's taxonomy places the organism in Eukaryota, Fungi, Ascomycota, Sordariomycetes, Hypocreales, Clavicipitaceae. The record is from RefSeq and is a predicted model, not a curated record. The transcript has a single exon. Gene Ontology annotation, molecular function: protein binding. Bases 1 to 2025 code for a protein of 674 amino acids.
AUGAAGUUCACAGCCGAGACUGUGCUUCUUGCCACUCUUUUUGCUGGGCAUGUCGCCGCCCUGGUGCCGAGAAAGAUAAAGCUCAAGCAGCAUUAUCGCGAGAAUUCGACCUUUGCGAAACUCUGGGCUGCAGCACCCAUUGGCAACGAAAUCAACCGCGCCGGUUGGAAAGUAACUUGCGAUAGCUUCGAGCCAGGCAACGAAUGUGGAAAAGCCAUUGACGGAAACAACAAUAGCUUUUGGCAUACAAAGUAUGACGGUUCGAAUCUUCCCCACCAGAUUGUUGUCGAUUUCGGUACCGUAAAAAAUGUCAAUGGUAUUUCCGCACUGCCUCGACAGGACGACAACGACCAUGGCUUCAUUGCCCAGCACGACGUAUCGGUCAGCACUGACGGAAAGACGUGGGAAUCGGUUGCGGGAGGAAACUGGUAUGGUGGUGAUAAGACCCUGAAAUUCGCCAAUUUCGAAACCCGUUCCAUUCGUUAUGUUCGCCUCAAGGCCACAAGUGAAGUCAAUGGCAACCCCUGGACAAGUCUAGCUGAGAUCAAAGCCUACGAAGCCAAAGCUGGGCCGACUGCGUACAACCAAAACGGAAAAUGGGGACCGACUAUCAACUUCCCUACCGUCCCUGUUGCGGCGACCGUUGAUCCUAACUCGGGCAAGGUCAUUGUGUGGUCGUCAUACACCUACGACAACUACCUUGGAUCUUCACAAGAUCGGGUCUUCACCUCUAUUUGGGACCCAAAGACUGGCAUUGUCACUCCUAAACUAGUGGAUAACACUGACCACGACAUGUUCUGCCCCGGUAUUUCCAUCGACGGUACCGGCAAGAUGGUGGUCACAGGCGGUAACUCUGCGCAAAAGACUACUCUGUACGACUUUGCAAGCCAAACAUGGAUCCCCGGCCCGGACAUGAAUCUGCCCCGAGGCUAUCAGGCAUCUGCAACCUUGUCGGAUGGCCGUGUAUUCACAAUUGGAGGCUGCUGGAGCGGAGGUUGGUUUGAAAAGAACGGCGAAGUUUACGACCCCAAGGCCAAAACCUGGAAGAACCUGUCGGGAGCUUUGGUCAAACCCAUGCUUACCAACGAUGCUCAGGGCAUAUAUCGUGCAGAUAACCACGGCUGGUUCUUUGGCUGGAAGAGUGGCAGCGUCUUUCAAGCUGGGCCUAGCACGGCCAUGAAUUGGUAUUCCACCACCGGCAAUGGGGGCGUCACACCGGCCGGUCAGAGAAAGUCUGACCGAGGCGUGGAUGGAGACUCAAUGAACGGCAACGCCGUCAUGUACGACGCUACCCAGGGCAAGAUCCUAACGUUUGGCGGUGCGCCCUCGUACCAGGACAGUGAUGCCACGGCCCACGCUCACUUGAUCACCAUUGGAAAUCCCGGCACGCAAGCCAAAGUCCAAUUUGCCUCCAAUGGACUCUGGAGUGCUCGCUCAUUCCAUACAUCUGUCGUCCUCCCCGACGGCAAUGUCUUCAUCACCGGCGGGCAAAGCUACGCCGUGCCGUUCUCAGAUGACACGCCGCAACUUACACCCGAGUUAUACAAGCCAGCCGACGAUAGCUUCUACCAACAGCAACCUAAUUCCAUUAUUCGCGUAUAUCACAGCAUUUCACUCCUUCUCCCCGACGGCCGAGUCCUCAACGCCGGUGGCGGUCUCUGCGGCGACUGCAACACCAACCAUUUCGACGGCCAGAUCUUCACACCACAAUACCUUCUUACCAGCACUGGCCAACCGGCUACUCGCCCCGUCAUCAAAUCUGCCACGCUCUCUGGACGCAAAAUCACAAUCAGCACCGACUCCGCAGUCUCUACUGCAUCACUCAUUCGUUUCGGAACUGCCACACACACUGUCAACACUGACCAGCGUCGUAUCCCACUGACGCUGACCAAAACCGGUACAAAUAUGUACACGGCUAAUGCGCCUACUGAUUCAGGCAUCUUACUACCCGGCUACUACAUGCUGUUUGUCAUGAAUGCCAAUGGGGUGCCUAGUGUUUCCAAGACACUUAGCUUCCUUGUAUAG